AUGUCGGGCGCCAGUCAGGAGGUCAUCGACCACGUGGUGGUCAAGCUGCUGCCCGAAGACCCGCAGAUGCGCCGGCUCGUGGUCAACCACCGCAUGUUCCAGUGCGAGACCACGGGAGGGCGUGACAGAGGAGCGGUGUGCAGGGACGGGGGCUGGGGCGGCAGAAGUUACGAGCUGCUGGCGCCGGUAGCGCAGGUGUACCGGGACCUGCUGCCGAAGCUGUGCAGGUUCGAGGCCGCCCACGGCUCGAGGCAUGUGCGGGAGCUGACGGUGCCCUGCCUGUACGCGGGCCUGCUGCAGGCGCCCGACUACGCUAUCGUGCUGGAGAACGUGCAGAAGCGCGGCUUCAGGACGAUCAAGUCGCUGCAACUGCGAAAGCCGCAGCUGAACGCGGCAGUGCGAAGCCUGGCGCAGCUGGCCGCUACCUCUCACGUCUGGCUGCAGGAGACGUGCACCGAGGACUUGCCGUACCUGCAGGACAACACCAUCACGGACGGCCCACAGCUGGCUGACUUCAUCAGGAUGGGCCUGGAGCGUCUGUCGGCGCCGCUGGAGCUCGGCAGCCACCUCCGCCUGCGUCAGAGGCUGCUGCAGCUGCAGCUGUCCAGCGUGCGCCUGCUGGACGCCUUCCUGCAGCGGCUGCCCGCCUUCCGCGUGCUCUGCCAUGGCGACUUCCGCGACGGCAACCUGCUGCUGCGAGAGACGCCCGACGGUGACUGGCAGGUGCGCGCCGUCGACUGGCAGACCUCCCGCCUGGGCAGUCCUGCGCUCGACCUGCUGUACCUGCUGCUGUUCUCGCUGCCGCGGCGCGAGAUGGCCGACCUGGAGGAGGACGUGCUGGCCGCGUACGGCCGCCACUUCAACCGCAAGCUGCUGCGGGCCGACUUCACCGCCGCCAAGCUGGUCGGGCUGGUGUGGUGCCUGUCGGCGGUGCAGUUCUGGGAGCGAGUGCCCGGCUGGGCCGAGCACACCCUCGACCUAGCGCUGGAGGUGGAUCGGCUCGGCCUGCUGGACGGCCUACAGUGA
Molecule: messenger RNA, 1026 nt
Organism: Pollicipes pollicipes
Lineage: Eukaryota; Metazoa; Arthropoda; Thecostraca; Pollicipedomorpha; Pollicipedidae
Exons: 7
Coding region: 1-1026 (341 amino acids)
Source: RefSeq, a predicted model, not a curated record